This is a messenger RNA of Lipotes vexillifer (Yangtze River dolphin), 294 nucleotides long. It is a transcript of the gene CSTB, whose product is annotated as cystatin B. Gene Ontology annotation, cellular component: cytosol. Gene Ontology annotation, molecular function: cysteine-type endopeptidase inhibitor activity. The record is from RefSeq and is a predicted model, not a curated record. Lineage: Eukaryota; Metazoa; Chordata; Mammalia; Artiodactyla; Lipotidae. The coding region runs from base 1 to 294 and encodes 97 amino acids. The transcript has 3 exons.
AUGAUGUGCGGCGCGCCCACCCCCACGCAGCCGGCCACGGCCGAAGCCCAGGCCAUCGCCGACCAGGUGAGGUCCCAGCUGGAAGAGAAGGAGAGGCAGUUCCCGAUGUUCAAGGCUGUGGAGUUCAAGAGCCAGGUGGUCGCCGGGAGGGUCUUCUUCAUCAAGGUUCAAGUGGAUGUUGACAACUUUGUGCACAUUCGAGUAUUUGAAAGCCUCCCACAGGAGAACAAACCCUUGGUCUUGGCCAGCUACCAGACCCACAAAGGCAGACACGACGAGCUGACCUACUUCUAG